CCGGCCUGCCUCAGCAGAAAAACCGCCCCCGGUAUUAUUUUCCACUCGGCUCUCUCUUCCUUAAAAAUUCCACCGCCACCAUUUCCCACUCCACAAACAAACGAUCUUCCCAAUUUACUCUUUCUCCUUUUUAUAAAUUUCUUUGAAAAAUGGAUACCAACCUCGGAUCAGUUGACAGUUGCAAACCAAGUUCCAACGACGUUUGCAGUCCACCAAACGGCAACGUUUCCACCAUCCAAAGUUCCGUUUCUCUCACCGUCGUCAACGGCUCUGAAGCCACUCUGGGCCGUCACUUAGCUAGGCGGCUCGUUCAGAUCGGGGUGAAAGAUGUUUUCUCCGUUCCCGGGGAUUUCAAUUUGACUUUGCUUGACCAUUUGAUUGCCGAGCCAGGGCUUAACUUAGUCGGCUGCUGCAACGAGCUCAACGCUGGGUACGCAGCUGACGGUUACGCUAGAUCACGUGGCGUCGGCGCUUGCGUUGUGACGUUCACCGUUGGUGGGCUCAGCGUCUUGAACGCCAUCGCCGGUGCUUAUAGUGAGAAUCUACCGCUUAUUUGCAUCGUUGGUGGACCCAACUCCAAUGACUAUGGAACGAACCGGAUUCUUCACCAUACUAUUGGCUUGCCUGAUUUUAGUCAAGAGCUUAGAUGUUUCCAGACUGUUACUUGCUAUCAGGCUGUGGUGAAUAACUUGGAGGAUGCUCAUGAAUUGAUCGACACAGCUAUUUCAACUGCUUUGAAAGAAAGCAAGCCUGUUUAUAUCAGCAUCAGCUGUAAUUUGCCUGCAAUUCCACACCCCACUUUUAGCCGCGAGCCUGUUCCGUUUUCACUCUCUCCAAAAUUAAGUAAUAAGAUGGGAUUAGAUGCGGCGGUGGAGGCGGCUGCAGAGUUCUUGAACAAGGCGGUGAAACCGGUUAUAGUAGGUGGACCGAAGCUGCGUGUUGCAAAGGCAUGUGAGGCUUUUGUUGAGUUGGCCGAUGCUAGCGGUUAUGCCGUGGCGGUGAUGCCAUCGGCUAAAGGGCUUGUCCCCGAGCAACAUCCUCAUUUCAUCGGGACAUAUUGGGGCGCUGUGAGUACCGCCUUUUGUGCCGAGAUCGUUGAAUCCGCUGACGCUUACUUAUUUGCCGGACCUAUUUAUAACGAUUACAGCUCGGUCGGGUACUCUCUACUUCUUAAGAAAGAGAAGGCAAUUAUUGUGCAGCCUGAACGGGUAGUGAUCGGUAAUGGGCCUGCAUUUGGUUGUGUUUUGAUGAAAGAUUUCCUUAGAGAGCUUGCUAAGAGGCUCAAGCACAAUAAUACUGCUUAUGAGAAUUACCAUAGGAUUUUUGUCCCAGAGGGACAUCCCCUGAAAGCAGCACCUAAAGAGCCUCUGAGGGUAAAUGUUCUGUUUCAGCAUAUACAGAAGAUGCUUUCCGGUGAAUCCGCUGUCAUAGCUGAAACCGGGGAUUCUUGGUUUAAUUGUCAAAAGCUGAAGUUGCCUACAGGGUGUGGGUAUGAAUUCCAAAUGCAGUAUGGAUCAAUUGGGUGGUCAGUUGGUGCCACUCUUGGAUAUGCACAGGCCGUUCCAGAGAAACGCGUCAUUGCUUGCAUUGGCGAUGGUAGUUUCCAGGUGACCGCACAAGAUGUGUCCACAAUGCUGCGAUGUGGGCAGAAGACCAUUAUCUUCCUCAUCAACAAUGGUGGCUACACCAUUGAAGUUGAGAUUCAUGAUGGACCAUACAAUGUGAUCAAGAACUGGAACUACACUGCCCUGGUUGAUGCAAUUCAUAACGGUGAAGGCAAGUGCUGGACAUCCAAGGUAUUUUGUGAGGAAGAGCUCAUUGAAGCAAUUGAGACGGCAACAGGAGCCAAGAAGGACUGCUUAUGCUUCAUUGAGGUGAUAGUUCACAAGGACGAUACUAGCAAAGAGCUGCUGGAGUGGGGAUCUAGGGUCUCUGAUGCUAAUAGCAGGCCCCCAAAUCCUCAGUAAACUCUUUUCGCUGCCUUCGACAUGGGAUGUUUCAUGCUUUAACCUUUUCAAGUUCAUGUGAAUUUCUAGUAUGAGUUAUGAAUUAAAAAUCUGCU
Molecule: messenger RNA, 2062 nt
Organism: Hibiscus syriacus
Lineage: Eukaryota; Viridiplantae; Streptophyta; Magnoliopsida; Malvales; Malvaceae
Product: pyruvate decarboxylase 2-like
Exons: 6
Coding region: 150-1967 (605 amino acids)
Molecular function (GO): magnesium ion binding; thiamine pyrophosphate binding; carboxy-lyase activity
Source: RefSeq, a predicted model, not a curated record